Molecule: messenger RNA, 6983 nt
Organism: Pseudomyrmex gracilis
Lineage: Eukaryota; Metazoa; Arthropoda; Insecta; Hymenoptera; Formicidae
Gene: unc-13-4A
Product: BAI1-associated protein 3
Exons: 27
Coding region: 650-4657 (1335 amino acids)
Source: RefSeq, a predicted model, not a curated record
GUCAUCCGUCGGCGCUACAAGUGGCUAUCCCACUUCGAUUCUCGAAGCGCGCGCCUCAUUCGGGUCGUUCCGCUCUCCCUUCGCUGCGAUUAUUCGUUCUCAUCCGGAAAACACUCGUAAAUCGCGAAAGUGCGGUUAACAUACAAGGGACAAGAUCGCGCGACACAACUCGGCGUCUCGUUCUUCCUGCUCGCCAUCACACCGUCAGACGUCAGCGCGACGAUGAUUGCCCCGUUCCAUCGACGUGAGCCGAAGCGCGGUGGGAGUGCAAUAUCUUAAGUGCUCGGCAAAGUACAAUGACUUCUGUGGUGAGAACAAAAAUUGCUUGGAAGAAUCGUGGGAAGAACUUGAAGAGCGGUCGCAAAUGGCCGUGGCUGGAAAUCGAUAUUACGACGCGGCCAAGUAUCGCGAAAGUUAUCUCCGCGGUCGAGGGAUCGACUUCGUUCACGACAGCGAGUUAAACGACGACGAACAAUAUCCGAUAGAUCUUUCGCGAAAUCGAUGCGCGUAGAUCUCGAGGGAGUUUUGGUCUUCGGAAACGAGCCGCGAGAACAUUUGAGCAGGAGACGACGAUGAUAUUCGCUAUCGCUUGAACAAGCAGCGUUCUACGCAAGAAAAUCACUAAGGACAAGAACACAUCAUUGCGAAAAUGAGCUUCUUCAACUCUUUGCAGGAGUACGUCACAAAUAGCGUGGCAAGCUUCAGUCUGAGCCCAAAGAGAUUCUCGUUCAGCCGUGAAGAUUCAAAAGGUGACGGUAGCGGGACCGGGAGAAGCAGCUCCACUGGAAGCGUCACCUCGACCACCAACACCAGCACUACCGCUUCCCAACAAGCCACUCCUCAUGGCUUUCCCAAGGUUGUGCCACCGCCAGGAACCGUCACCUCGCAACACACGCGUUCUCUCUCUGCACGUAGACGCACCCUCGAGUGCACUUCCUCUUCGGGUCUGACGGUGCACCCGGCGACCGGAAGCGGCGCCACGUCACCCCGUCGAGUCGGCUCUUUCCGUCGUAGUGCGGGAUCCAGCGAUCGUCCGCCUCUUAUGUUCUGUCGUCGUAGACCAUCCUGGCCGGAGGUCGAUAUACAGGCUACUUCCGGUGUUCAAGAAACAGAUGGAUCCUUCUUCGAGAGCUUUACUGCUUUAUCGUGGAAACAGGAGAAUCGAAGACUCGUUGUUCUUCAGGAAGUGGAGGAAAGAGCCAAGGAACCGCCACCGCCGUCUAGAGACUCAACUUUGACCUCGCAACCGUAUCGGCUGGGCAAAAAAGAGAUGGAACAGUUGUACAUAGAAGUUCUUUACACGAUUCAAAACACGGUAGGCGCCAGCACAGGACAAUAUGCGCACUACAAGGAGGAUCUGUAUCGAUACGCUCAGGAAGCCUUUGGAGUUCCGCAGGAUCAGCACCGACGAUAUCUCAAUAUUGCCUCGGAAGAAAAACCACCUAUCGUUGUGCUAAGCGUGGUGGUGAUCGAAGCCGACGGACUUGAGGCGAAGGAUGUUAACGGAUUCAGCGACCCUUACUGCAUGCUGGGCAUACAGCCUGGCAACGCGAGUGCACCAUUGAGUCCGCAAACGAAUUUAACGGCACAUUCGCCCCACACACCCCCGGCUUCCCCGAGACAAGCUACCCGCGCUCUGUCCGACGGGGGUGAGAACGAAAAUUCGCAUCACGAGAAACUUCGAAAGCAUCAUAGUUUCAGGCUUUCGUUUAAGCGCAAGGAGCACAGCAGCAGACGGGAACACCGCGAGUCCUUAAGCGGUGCUUUACCCGCGAAGUUUAUACGAGCUACCUCGGUGAAGCCGCACACGCUGAGCCCGCGAUGGAACGAGAAGUUCCGUUUCGACAUCGACGACAUCAACACAGACAUUCUCCAUUUGGACAUAUGGGACCACGACGACGAGUCCUCGGUGUUCGACGCGGUAAUCAAACUCAACGAGGUGCGAGGUGUGAAAGGGCUUGGACGAUUCUUCAAACAGAUCGCGCAGAGUGCUAGAACCGGUAGUCAGGACGACUUUCUAGGCUGUGUGAAUAUCCCUCUUGUGGAUAUUCCGAGCACCGGAGUGGAUCAGUGGUACAAACUGGAAGCGCGCACACAAAGAAGUAAUAUCCAGGGUAGAAUUAGACUGAAAUUAUGGCUGUCGACAAGAGAAGACCGCGGGACGUCUGAGGAAGAUAAUUGGGGCGAGCUGAGACAGCAGGAAAGGCUGUAUACGGUUUUCCUUAAUCAUGAAAUGAACAAACAAGGAGAAGACUUUACUGGCGAACUGCCGCAAACUGCAUUGACAAUCCUACAUCAACACGCCGUGCAGGGCGACGUGACCGAAUUGCAGCAGGCUUUGAUACGAUGGGUGGCGAGUUCCCGACAGCCUGCAGUCGAUCCGCGAACACUUCAUCGUCUUCUCCAGGAACUCGACAAUCGAUGGCACACCGAAACUCUGUCACGCGAUGCGGAACAAUGCCUGGCGGAUUCUUUCAAUGAUUUCUUGGAGAUGUCUUUGAAAAAAGUCAGACAACACCGAGUGCUGUAUCCGCCGCUGCACAGACCGACCAUAUCGAAACUGGAUUAUCUGCUCAGAUGCUUAGGGCUACUCUCAAAUAUGAAGGCUUUCCGAACUUGCUGUCCAUUUAACAAGGAAAUUCGAGGAGAAAUUAUUACCGCUCUUAGAAAAGGAACUCUUGAAUGGUACGAAGAUACCAGACAACAGACAAUGUGCUAUGAUCAAGAGCCUGAUCAGGACAUCGAUCGAGUCCUGCAAGACUUUACGAACUUGGUAACCACAUUACUAGUUGAUCUGGAGCAGGGUCUUUCAUAUUACAACAGUCUCUUUGAAAGCACGAACGGUGUGCCAUAUUUCUCGGCAGUUUAUAAACAACUGGAAAAGCUGCUGGCCGAACACGUGGCGAAACACAUGGAGAACACUUCCGAGAUGCACAACGAGCUCGGUGCAAGAGUUACCACCGCCUGUCUACAACUGCAUGGCCAAAACAGAGACGAGGAAUAUGUUUUGCCACCCGGUGCUGAAAUAGGAACGCCAAUAUUCGAGCUUUAUUUCGCACUUCAAGACUUCGUCAACAUGAAGGACAACUUACCGCAAUCAGACCACAAAACUUUGGCGAUCUGCAAGUACUACGAGUGGUUCAGACCAGCUGUUGACAAAUGGCUGGAUCUGGCAAAGCUCAAAGCGGUCCAGAGAAUACGAAGAGCUGCGGAACUCGAUCGAAUCUGCACUGGAGAAUACUUCGUCAAACACUGUACAUCUGCGAUCGACGCCACUGCGUGCUUCUAUCAGAUUAAAGAAUUCUGGAAGAAACUCGCCUGGCCGGAUGUAGCUGGAUCUUAUAAUUUCGUCCUAAAAGUCAUCGAUGCGAUAUGCAGUUCCGCGGCUUACUACGCCGAGAUAACACAUCAGAAACUGGCGGAUAGCGGAUAUUAUGACGAACACACGCCGUAUAAGACGACAGAUGAGGUAAUCGCUCAGAUGUGCGUAGCCGUCAAUGGUCUCGAGUAUGUGAGAAGAUGGUUACUCAACUUAGGUGAGGAACUUCGUGUAGAACAGGUCUUAACGGCCUUGGAAAUUCAAGCGGGCGAAUCCGUUCGAAUGCAAUGGCGUAAUACUCUGAUGACUCCGCUUGAGCAAACUCCCGGACAGAUGUUGCUCUUCAUAAAUCAGAUAAUCUCGAGAAUCGGCGCCAAAAUGAGACCACCUUUGAAGAAGGCGAUGUUUCAUCUGGCUUGGUCCCCCGAUAGUUUACCGACUACGGAAGCGAUAGCGCCUUUGGUGGAAUACCUGGAUGUUCAUUUAGUGGCAUUGAACUCUGCUUUACUUUCCGCGAAUUUCCAUCGUGUUCUGCAGGAUAUUUGGGAAGUGGUUCUUGGUGAAUUGGGCAAUCAAAUGGACGGGAAUGCCGAGGAUAAACCAGCGAUGUUCUACGAAAGAUUGCACGAGGCGCUCGAUUUACUAGUAAGAUUUUUCAACGCCGACGACAAAGGUUUGCCUCUGGAACUUUUACGUCGUCAGAGUUUCAUAAACGCGGAGGAGCGGCUUCAAUAUCACAAAAUGGAAACGACCUUUUUGAUCGAUCGAUAUUAUCAGCAACGUCUUUUGGACCAACUGAGCACAACAACGUACGAGUACGGAGUCUUGACAGUGCGUGCUUAUUUAAAUCACGAUUCCCUUUGCGUGGAAGUAAUAAGCGCUAGAGACGUAAUACCAUUAGACCCGAAUGGGUUUAGCGAUCCUUUCGUGAUAAUCGAAUUGCUGCCGCGACGAAUGUUCGAACAUUGCGCCGAGCAGCAAACCAACGUUAAAAAGAAGACUCUAAAUCCGAUAUUUGAUGAGUGUUUCGAGUUUUCGGUGAGCGUGGAACAAUGUCGCGAUCCUAACGCGAUGGUUCUCUUUACGGUGAUGGAUCACGAUGUCCUCACGGCAAACGAUUUCGCCGGCGAGGCCUUCUUAGGUCUCAGCACCAUUCCUGGUGUCGCUGACACAAACACGAGCAUCGAUAACUUCCACGGCCUCAAGCACCAGGAGCUACCACUUAUGCACCAGAAAAAUCGGAAUAAUCCGAUCCUGCAAAUACUGGAAACUCGAAUCGGCGACAAACUGGCCCUCGACUUUGUGAAGAAGCAGAAACAACGAUUCGCCACCACGUAAGCGCAUUAUGCAAAACAGAAAAGAGCAAACUCGCGGCGCAACCGCUCCGUACAUCAAGACUUGCAUUAAUCUUAAGAAUCAAUGGAAGAAGAGAUUGAAGAAGGAAAGAGGAGGAGGAGAAGUAGAAGGAGAAAAUCCAUCCUUGCGGUAUAUCGUCGACUCUCACUCUCUCUUUCUCUCUCCCACGCACUCUACUUUUCUGCCUAUCUUUCUUACCAGCCUUCAUCCCAGAGAUCCGUCAGAUCUAUUUCAAUGUAAAUCGUGUUGAAAAUAUAAUCGGUGUUUGUUUAAAAGAGGAAAUAAAACAAAUAUAGUUAAAAGGCGUAAUGAAGAAGGAUCGAGAGAGAGAAAUAUAUAUCAGAACUAUUUUUGUGUCGAAGAAGAGAGAUAUAGAGAGCGAAACUAAUGCGGCGCACAAAAGCGGUAAAAAUAAAAAAUAAAAAAAAAUAAAAAAACAAGUCGGUGUGACGUAGCUAAGGAUAAAUGUUUAAAAAGCCGCUUUGAAAGGCUCGAAACGACCCCGGAGCGACCGUGAAGAAGUUCUUUAUUUUAUAUAAAGAGCGAGAGAAAAGAAAUCGAGCAGGUUGAUACUUACUCACGAAAGGUACUUUCACGUAAUUUGAGAAAGUGAGAGACUUUUCUUUGCGGUCGCGCGAUUUUUGUCUGUCGAGUAUCACAGUUGCAGGAAGAAAAAUAAGAGUUUCCUUGAUUGAAAGAAAAACACAAUCGAUAAAACGUAUACAAUGACUUUCUUUGGAUCAAAUUAUUUUCACAAACAUGUUCACCAAUAAAGAAAGUCAUUGAAGAUACUCACGCGGAAAAAUCAUCGUUUCAGUUGUGCAGAAGUGAUUCACGAGAUAACCGGGAGGAAAAUAAAACGAUCUUUUUACCAUUCUCGCUUCAAUUAGCAGUCGUUUUGCGUGUAAGGAAACAAAAAAAAUAAUAGAAAAUCAAAUUGCGCAAAUUUCUCUGUCUUUUGGAUAAUGCAACGCACAACGAAAUAAUAAUAAUAACGUUAACAAGUAACUUAGAUAUCGAUCACACCAAUCAAAUCAUUGAGCACAAUAAUAAAAUAGAGUGAUAUAGAAAAGUAAAGCUUGAAUAUUUUUCUCUCUGUGACAGAUUUAUUUUUUUAAAUUGUAUAAAACAAAAAAAUUCCUUUCCUCCUCGUAAAAUCGCGCCGCUUCGGUGUCGCUUCGACGGCGCGGGUCAAGCGCCGAAUGGGUCAUUAAGGGUCGAUAUACGAUAUUUUUCUUACUCGUCAGUGACUGAAAACAAGUCUCUUUUUAUCUUUCUGCCACUUAAUUUUCCACUAACUUAUCGAAGAAAAACUAAAACCACCUGUCUGUCUGAAUCGCGCUUUUCUUCUGGAUGCUCUCUGCUUCUGUGACGAAAAUAGAGACGCUUUUCUCAGGAAACGCCACACACGCUGUGAUCUCUUCAAAAAUUGCGAAGAAAAUAAACGACACUCGAUACUGAAAGUCAUAAAUGUAUUUUUCACACGAAAAGCGUCCUAUGUGCAUCGUCCUCUCUGCACCAAAAACUUUUCUGAUUGAUUUUGUUUGCACACAAUGUAUGUAUGCGAUUCCGUAUAGACUUUUUUCACUCUUUCCUUUCCGACGUUGACGAAUUCUUCGUGACCAAAACGUUAAAGAACAUUCCGGCGCAUAAUAAUCAGGCAAAACAAUUAAACGCUCAUACAAUUAAAGUGAAUGUCCACUUCGAGUGCAAUAUCUUUGACACUUAACGCGCCGAAUCAAUGAGCAUUAGAGCAAAUUACGUUAUUAAGAAUGAUGCCAUUUUCUCUCGGAUUUGUUUACUUAUAGCAAUUUUUAUGAUAAUUUAGAAUGAGCGCGAGAACUGAUGAGGAAUUAUAAUAUACUGUAAAAGUGAUCGCGAAUUUAUAUGUGUUAACAUUAUCGAUGCUGGAAACAAAAAACCAAUUGGCGACGCGGAACAAAAUCGAACUGGAGAAUCAAACACGAGAAGAAGACAAACGCGUAAAGAUUCAGACGCACACAUGUCAAUUGUUCUAAUGCACGUAUCACGAGCGAGAGCGAACGCGCAAGUCGUUAUAAUUAUAAAAGAAUAUAUAUAUAAUUGUUCAAACGAGCGCUCUUCGUAUAACACACCUUUACAAUUCACACGCCUUCUAUGAUAAAAAAAAAAAAAAAAGAACGAAGAACAAACCUCGAAGAUUCGUCUGUCUGAUCCUCGACAUAUUUCGUGCAUCGAAUCCAAACGAACUCUAUUGUAUUUGCUUUUUCAACCUUUUUCAAAUCACCAAAACGUAUGUACGAUCUAUCUUGUAUCGUGAGACGAAUAA